Molecule: messenger RNA, 819 nt
Organism: Gorilla gorilla gorilla (western lowland gorilla)
Lineage: Eukaryota; Metazoa; Chordata; Mammalia; Primates; Hominidae
Gene: CRIPTO3
Product: cripto, EGF-CFC family member 3
Molecular function (GO): growth factor activity
Source: RefSeq, a predicted model, not a curated record
GUCCAAGGCCGAAAGCCCUCCAGUUUCCCCUGGACACCUUGCUCCUGCUUCUGCUACGACCUUCUGGGGAACGCGAAUUUCUCAUUUUCUUCUGAAAUUGCCAUUUUCGCUUUAGGAGAUGAAUGUUUUCCUUUGGCUGUUUUGGCAAUGACUGAAUUAAAGCGAUGCUAACGCCUCUUUUCCCCCUAAUUGUUAAAAGCUAUGGACUGCAGGAAGAUGGCCCGCUUCUCUUACAGUGUGAUUUGGAUCAUGGCCAUUUCUAAAGCCUUUGAACUGGGAUUAGUUGCCGGGCUGGGCCAUCAGGAAUUUGCUCGUCCAUCUCGGGGAGACCUGGCCUUCAGAGAUGACAGCAUUUGGCCCCAGGAGGAGCCUGCAAUUCGGCCUCGGUCUUCCCAGCGUGUGCCGCCCAUGGGGAUACAGCACAGUAAGGAGCUAAACAGAACCUGCUGCCUGAAUGGGGGAACCUGCAUGCUGGAGUCCUUUUGUGCCUGCCCUCCCUCCUUCUACGGACGGAACUGUGAGCACGAUGUGCGCAAAGAGAACUGUGGGUCUGUGCCCCAUGACACCUGGCUGCCCAAGAAGUGUUCCCUGUGUAAAUGCUGGCACGGUCAGCUCCGCUGCUUUCCUCAGGCCUUUCUACCCGGCUGUGAUGGCCUCGUGAUGGAUGAGCACCUCGUGGCUUCCAGGACUCCAGGACUACCACCGUCUGCACGUACUACCACUUUUAUGCUAGCUGGCAUCUGCCUUUCUAUACAAAGCUACUAUUAAUCGACAUUGACCUAUUUCCAGAAAUACAAUUUUAGAUAUUAUGCAAAUUUC